Messenger RNA from Mobula hypostoma (lesser devil ray), 633 nucleotides. Its product is annotated as transmembrane protein 88-like. The record is from RefSeq and is a predicted model, not a curated record. Gene Ontology annotation, cellular component: plasma membrane. The coding region runs from base 64 to 597 and encodes 177 amino acids. NCBI's taxonomy places the organism in Eukaryota, Metazoa, Chordata, Chondrichthyes, Myliobatiformes, Myliobatidae. The transcript has 2 exons. Gene Ontology annotation, molecular function: PDZ domain binding.
GCCUCGCCUGUACCAGGGAGCGCAGUCUCUCCAGUCAGGGUCCGAGAUCGGUCGGAGAUCGCCAUGUCGGAGAGCAGCGCCUGGACCGCGGAGCGAGAACGAGAGGGAGAGGAGCCGCCGGUUGCCGUCCCACCUCCGUACAGCCCCUCGGGGCAGGGCGAGACGCCCCAGCUCCGCACAACGCUGGACUGCUGGGCGUGCGGCGUCCUCAUCUCCGCUCACAACCUGCUGGUCGCCCUGCUCAACCUCCUGCUCCUCAUCCUCGUCUUCGGAGCCGUGCUGCUCCCCGCCGCCGUCAUGGUCUCCUUCGGUCUGCUCUGUCACUCGCAGGUCCUGCACUCGCCGCCCGCCCGCUGUCUGGAGAUCCUGGGUGACGGCAGCUCCACAGCCCUGAUGGUGGUGGGCUUCAUGCUGGUGACGCCCCUGGGAGUCCUCGCCCUUGCUGCCUACUGCCGCCUCGCUCGGCACCUCCAGCUCGGCCUCUGCUUCGUCCCCUACAGCAAGGCCGUCUACCGGAACCUUCCAGCCGCACACUACCGGGCCAGGGGGGUGUGCUGCCUCCAGGGGGCCCAGGAGGCGGGCAAAGUCUGGGUCUAGGGGGCAGCGUAGGGGGCGAGAGGCAGGCAAGGUCUG